Messenger RNA from Talaromyces proteolyticus, 1590 nucleotides. RefSeq names its product autophagy-related protein 22-like protein. The coding region runs from base 1 to 1590 and encodes 529 amino acids. The transcript is spliced from 5 exons. Lineage: Eukaryota; Fungi; Ascomycota; Eurotiomycetes; Eurotiales; Trichocomaceae. Gene Ontology annotation, biological process: amino acid transmembrane export from vacuole. The record is from RefSeq and is a predicted model, not a curated record.
AUGGAUGGUCUACAGAAGAAUAAAACGGUUGAUACCAAGAAAUUUGCGGUAUCAGCAGAGCAAACUACGUCGAGUGAAGAAAAUGGCUCUCAUGAGGUCGGUGACUCUCAGUCACCUAGUCCUAUGGAAACCAAAAAAGCUUUGUACGCCUAUUUGAUCUUGUGUUUCUCUACAGGUCCGACCUCCUCUAUGGCUUUCAACUAUGUAUCUGCAGCAAUCCAAUCGGCCGCUAAUUACGUCGGGCAUCAGCCUGGGUCAAACAAGCCAUGUGCACGACGUGGAAGUAAUAUUUCCUGUGUGGUAAAAUUUGGAAGAAAUGAAAUUGACUACCAAAGUUUCAUGCUGUAUUUGAAGGCUAUUGCGCGUGCAAUGGAAGGAGUAGUUACUAUUUCGACAGCCGGAAUUGCUGAUUAUUCUCACUAUCGCAAGAGUAUGAUGAUGGGAUCCAUUUUCCUCUUCGGUGCUUUAGCAUUGCCUUUCGCAGGUAUGACGAAAGUUGAUUACAGUCAUCUGAACGCUCUAGCUUCUCUUUACUGUAUCAUGACUGCUGUUCAGGGUGUUUAUACGGUGAUUGAAGGGUCUUACAUUCCGAUAUUCAUGCGAUCAGCAGGUUUGUCUCAUUCUAGACCCCGGUUAGAGGUGGGGGACCUCGAAAAUGUCGAGGAACAAAACCAGCGAACAUGGAAGAAGGGAUUUUCUGUCAGCGUGUAUGGGCUUGUGGCCAGUAAUAUUGGGGGACUCAUCGCAUUGAUAAUUGGCGUCAUACUGGUUUUUGGGAGGGGAUCGUAUGUCGAGAUCGGAUACUUCAAUUACCUUCUUGCUAUCACAAUAGCAGGAUGCAUUACAAUUUUCUUCGCAUUUAUAGGUCAAUACCUCCUACCGUCUGUCCCUGGUCGUGAGAUACCCAUGGGGCAAAGUGUAUUUUUCCUGCCCAUCAAGGGCUGGUUCAAAUUGCUAUCUUCCAUAACCCGCUAUCCGGAGGCAUUCAAGCUUUGUAUCGGUUGGAUUUUGUGGAAUACCGGUUACAGCAACUUCCUUGGCCUGAUUUCAUCGCUUUUCCUCCAAGUCACUGGCUUCAGUAGUAGUGAUGGGGCCUAUCAAGUCUGGUCAUUUACUAGCGUUAUAUUCGCUGUUAUGGGCAGCUUGGGGUUUCUCUACCUCUUCCCUCGAGUCAAAAUACACAUAAAGAGCUGGGUUUACGUCUUUCUCAUCAUAAACAUUCUUUGCGUUCUAUGGGGCUGCAUUGGCAUUAGUAACCAUGUGACUAUUGGAUACAAACACCAAGCUGAGUUCUGGGUGGAGCAGGUACUAUUUAUGUCAACAAGCAGUGCGCUGCGAUCCUAUAAUCGGGCAGUCUACUCGUCGCUUCUUCCGAAGGGCUCGGAAGCACAGUUUUUUGGCUUGGAGAUCACCUUGGAUCUUGCAACAGGCUGGAUUAACCCGCUGGUUCAGGGGGUUAUUCAAGAUAACACGCAUAACUUGCGUUUUCCAAUGAUUCCAAAUUUAUUGCUGAUGUUAGUGGCAACGGCACUUUAUGUAUGGGUGGAUAUUCCCAAAGGAAUGGAGGACGCCAAAUCCGCUUUAGAAUGA